AACGAUCCCUCCCUUUAUUUUUUUCAUCUGUUAAAAUUUUUAUUCCUUCCUUUUUUUCUCUCUCCGCUCCACUUCCUCUUCAUCUUCCCCCCUAACGUAACCCCGGUAACCAAAGACGUGAAAAGCAAGAGCCUCAGGUGGCCGCUGCCAAGUCCAGCUCCGUCGUUUUUUUUUUCUUCGGCCCUCGCGCGACGCCGCGUUUCCGAUUUUAGAUGCUGGUCUCUAGUAAGCAGCUCCCCAUCGGCCGCUCCCAGAGCUGGGACACCCUGGGGGGUCCGGAGUGCCAGUGGGGGCCAAUAGGGCAAGAGAGCAUAUACGACCAGCAGCACCAGCACCAGCAGCAGCAGGGCCGGAUGUCUGUGCGCCGUAACUCCAUCAGCUACGGGAGUGAGGUGGUAGGGGGCGGUCAGGGCUGGUACGAGCUGCCGCCUGGAGCGCGUCCCCCAGAUCUGGAUCUGAAACGCGAGCCCUUCUCCUACCAGGAGUCGCUGUACAGUCAGACGGGAUUUGCGGAGCGGCAAGACCCGCGAGCCAUGCGGAAGUGCUCGGUGCCGGAGUUGAACAGCCACUACGAGCGGCCCCCCGUCGCCCAUCGAGGGACUCUGCCCACGCAGGAUUACUACCAGCAGGACCCAGCGCUGACGCCACGCCAGCUGGACGACCCCCGGGCGUUUUACAGGGGCGGGGAGCAGACGCAGCCUCACCCACUGAACCGGUCUGCGUCACACUACGGAAUGAGCCCAGGCAUGGCUGGGGGUCCUCCUCCAUCCUCUGCGCCCCCGCCCUCCGCCCACGAGAUGGGACGCAGGUACCGCGAACCGUCUGUCUCUGCUCCUCCUCCACCGAACACACCCGGCCCGAAGAUGAUGCCCAGUCGGGAGCCAUCACCGGUGCGUUACGUUACGGAACCUUCGUCCCCAAGAUAUGGAUCAGAACCACCUCAGCUUGUUGGACGUGGGGCCUACACUGAUGUCAACAGCCGGGUUAUGGAUCCCCGCCAACCUGCUGCCACCUGCCUCGUUGUGGACCCUGCCUCCCAAGGCAUGGAUGUGACUGGGGGGGCCCGGGGGAUGAUGAGCCCGACGCCCUACAGUCCCUUGCAGCAGCAAGUGCAGCCAACACAGCAGUUGCAGCAGCAACAGCCAGCACAACAGAUGCAGGUUGCAACAAUGCCUUCGCCACAGCAGCAGAUGCAGCAGGCUCAACAACUGCAGCAGCAAAUGCAGGUGGCUGCUCAGCUGCAGCAGCAGAUGCAACCAGCCCAGCAGAUCCAACAGCAGAUCCCGCAGCAGAUGCAACAGCAGCCCAUUCAACAGCAGCCCAUGCAACAGCAGCCCAUGCAACAGCUUCCCCAACAGAUCCAGCCCCCUGUGCAGCAAUCAGUGGUGCCACCCAUGCAGCAAGUGCAGCAGCCACUGCAGCAGCAGAUGCAGAUGCAGCCAUUGCCAGCGACACAGCCACAGAUGCAGCAGCCAGUUCAGCCUGCUCUCCAGCCAAUGCCUCCACCAGUGCAGCAGAUGGCGCCGGUGCAGCAAAUGCCUCCACCAGUCCCCCAGCAGGUCCAGGCUGUGCCGGGCCCUGUGAACGCCCUCUACGACCCCAGUGCUGCCCAGGCUCUUCCUGCAGCUGCCCCAGUCAUGCCCCAGAGCUCGGUGGUGGUGAUGCCCGCUCAGCCCAUGCCACUUCCUCCUCCUCCGGUGACGCCGACCCCCAUGGCGCCGGCGCCUCCGCCUCCCGCCGACCCCAAGCGGACGGCCGACCCGGAGUUCCUGGCACUCUUGCGCAAUGAGGGCGUGUCGGAAAGCACCAUCAUGUCGCUGCUCCAGCAGGGCUUCGACAGCACGGGUAUGCUGGCGGUGAUGGAGGAGAACGAUGUGCGCUCGGUGGCGCCCAACCUGGGCCAGGCCCGGGUGCUGUCCCGAGUAGCGGUGAGCUGCAAACGCCCGGCCGAAGCCCCGGCACCCACCUCCCAGCCGCAGCAGCAGCACCACCACCACCAGAACCCGCACCACAUGGGCACGAUGCCGCCACCGCCGUCACGCACCCGCUCCAACAGUUUCAGCCACCGCAGCGACGUGUACCAGCCUCACCACAGCAUGAGCCUGGGCAUCGGCGUGGGCAUGGAAUCCCAAAUGCUGACCGCUCCACCGACGCCCAUGCAGACCAUCUCUCCCAGGAUGGGCGAGGCGAUCAGCAGGAGGCCCAGCAGCGCCCCGUCCCAACACCUCCUGGAGACGACCGGUGGGGGCGGCGGGUAUGGUCUGCCAGGAUCUAGGACCCCAGGACCAUACAGCGGUGCCAUGGUGCCCGUCCAGCCUCGGCCCAUGUCGGCGUACUCCUCCCAGCCCGCCUUGCCCAUGUCCGCGCACAUGGCAGCUCUGCAGCAGCAGAUGCCGGGCAUGCCACACCAGAUGCCGGGCAUGGCGCACCAAAUGCAGGGCAUGGCGCACCAAACGCAGAUUCAGCAGAUUCACGCCAUGCAGUCUCAGCAGCUGCCCGCUCUGCCUGGUGUGCCCCAGCACCUGGCCAUGACGCCCAUGCCGCCGCAGCAGGCGCCCAAAGCCUACUCCACCAACUACACGGUGCCCAUGGAGCUGAUGAAGCGUGACCGCAGCCUGGCGCCACUCACGCCCAUGCACAGCCCACACCCGAGCCCGCAGUCCAUGCGCAAGGCCGGCGGGCAGGGGGCGCCCACCGACGGGGCCAUGGUGCCCAUGGGCCCUGCCGGCAUGCAGGCCCAGAGCGCCAGCCUGGCCAAUCAGAAACUCAGCCGGAGGACCGGCCCCCCAGUCAUCGUGUCCACCAUGGCGUCCCCCGACACAAGUAUCAGGCCUCAGAUUAUGAACGGGCCGACGCACCCUCGGCCACUAGUGGCUCUGCUGGACGGGCGGGACUGCACCGUGGAGAUGCCCAUCCUGAAAGACCUGGCAACCGUGGCGUUCUGCGACGCCCAGUCCACACAGGAGAUCCAUGAAAAGGUGUUGAAUGAAGCGAUAGGAGCCAUGCUGUACCACACCAUCACUUUGACGCGCGAGGACCUUGAGAAGUUCAAGGCCUUGCGAAUCAUCAUUCGCAUUGGCAGUGGCUAUGACAACAUCGAUAUCAAAGCGGCUGGAGAGCUCGGUAUUGCGGUCUGCAACAUUCCUUCAGCGGCGGUGGAGGAGACGGCCGACUCGACGCUGUGCCACAUCCUGAACCUGUACCGUCGGAACACCUGGCUGUACCAGGCGCUGCGCGAGGGCACCAGGGUCCAGAGCGUGGAGCAGAUCAGAGAGCUGGCGUCCGGCGCGGCGCGCAUCCGGGGGGAGACGCUAGGCCUCAUCGGCUUCGGCCGAUCAGGACAGGCAGUGGCCGUCCGCGCCAAAGGCUUCGGCUUCAGCGUGAUCUUCUAUGACCCCUACCUCCAGGACGGGCUGGAGCGAUCUCUGGGGGUGACGCGCGUGUACACACUCCAGGACCUGCUCUACCAGAGUGACUGCGUGUCCUUGCACUGCAACCUAAACGAACACAACCACCAUCUCAUCAAUGACUUCACCAUCAAACAGAUGCGUCAGGGAGCGUUCCUGGUCAACUCUGCGCGGGGUGGACUAGUGGACGAGAAGGCCUUGGCCCAGGCCCUGAAGGAGGGCAGAAUACGAGGAGCUGCCCUGGACGUCCAUGAGAGCGAGCCCUUUAGUUUUACGCAGGGGCCGCUGAAAGACGCACCCAAUCUGAUCUGCACCCCACACACGGCCUGGUAUAGUGAACAGGCCUCACUGGAGAUGAGGGAGGCUGCCGCCACGGAGAUCCGUAGAGCCCUCCUCGGGCGGAUCCCAGACAGCCUGAGGAACUGCGUGAACAAAGAGUUCUUUAUGGCCACAGCCCCUUGGGGGAUGAUGGAGCAACAGAUGCAGCCUGAGCUCAAUGGUGCCACCUACGGGUGUGCUCCUGCUGUUGUGGAGGUUCACCCAGGUGACGCAAGCAGGGAUCAGGAAGUGAGCGAGAUGCAGGGGAGGGGGCCUGUCGCCCACUCUGUGCACAGGGGUCCUCCACCUUCCCAGAAUCCUCUGCCUAGCAAGGCCCACAAGCACAUCCGUGACCACAGACAACACAUGACUGCUGAGCCAUGAGCUCACUAACACUCACCAACUCAGUUUCACAUGCAAGACAAGCAGGAGCAAGGAACAAAGACACUGCAGUUCACCACAUUAUCAGCAUCCCAUGUGUUCCAACCGCAGGAGACACAUUCUAUUCUAUCCAUUCAUAUUAUUACACGGCUCCUCAGAAUGCUGCAGAAAGUUCCAUUCACAUGAAUGGGCCUUCCUAACGUUCGGAGGUCUGUUAAAUCUAUGUAAAAACACUGGCAAAGUAUAUAAUCACCGCUGUCAAUGGCAACGGGUUUUGUGCUUCUGAUUAACAUCUUUCUUUAUCUUCAUCACGCUGCAAGAAGUCCGUUUGCUUAUUGCAAUGGAAUUUCAUUGAAUGUGAAAGUCAGCAAGUAAGACGUUGCCAUGCAACACCUGGAACUGUUCUAUCUGUGUGGGGAACUAUUUAUUUUGUCAGCGGAAGCCACGAAAGGGUAGCAAAAUUAUUUCUAAAGACCCAUUAGAAAAUAAGUCCCUUCAGGUCGAAGCAAAACCCCUCCGCUGCGCGUCGGGGUUCUGUUCACCCUGUCAGGACUUAUUUUUUGAUAAUUACCGACGGACAAUACAUUAUCCCUUACAUAAUGACCGCUGUAAAGUAUAUAAUGACCGCUGUCAAUGGCAACAGGUUUUGUGCUUUUGAUUUGUGCUUUUGAUUCACAUCUUUCAUAUCAUUCUGCGAGUAGUCCCUUUGCUUAUUGCAAUGGAAUUUCAUUGAAUGUGAAAGUCAGCAAGUAAAACGUUGCCACACAACACCUGAAACUUUCAAGUUCUAUUUGUGUGGUGAACUAUUUGUUUUCUCAGCGGAAUCCACGAAAUGGUAGCAAAAUAAUUUUAAAAAGAUCCAUUGUGUGAAGUUUCUUUUCUCGUUUUGGCAAGUAGCCAUAUAAUAAGCGGGAUAAUGUAUGGUCCACCGGUCAUUACCGGAAAAUAAGUCCCUUCAGGACGAAGCAAACCUCCACUUCGCGUCAAGGUCCUGUUUACCCUGUCGGGACUUGUUUUCUGAUAAUGACCGGCGGACAAUACAUUAUCCCUUACAUACUGUUGGUGUGUUUCAAAGGCUUGCUAUGGCAUGAUUUGAGCAGGUACUGUAGGCCUACUUUUACUUCUACUGACUUGAGAGGCUGAUUCCACUUUAUAGGUGAUUUAAAUGAAUUGACCCCACCCAUUAACUGUCCCAGUCCUAUCAGUAACAAUAGCAUUUAGCAGAGUCUUUCCUGACGCCCCAAUUAUGUAAUUUCAGUUACAGAUGCAUUUUCGUCUUUACAUGUUUAGUUUUCACCCAUCAUCUAGGUUAUUUUUGCUGUUCAUGUACUUUUGUUAUUGAGUUUGAACUGAUACAAAUUAUAUUACUGAACAGUCUAUAUGUCCCACAAUAGUCAGCUUUGAAUAUCUCCCUGGCAGCUAUUUUUAUUAAAACAAAAAAAUACAAAAUGAUUUCCUGAGUGAAUUUCCUUGUCAGUGUUGCUUUUCAGUUAUUUGUCCUUUUUUAUUUCAGUUAUUUGUCACACUGAAAUGUAUUGUCAGAGUGUUCGUUUUGCAUUUUUGCUAAUGCCUCUCUCUUGUAUGUGAAUAUAAGAGAAAUAGUGGACAGAAAGGUUUAGAUAACAUUUGACUCAGGAAGAUGCAUUAAUACUAAACGCAACAAUAAGAGAGCAAGAGGUUAUAUCUCUCUCACACAUACUGUACUACUCUCUUUAUGCCAGACAGAAAACAGUGGUGUAAGGGUGAAGAAUCGUAAUAGAUUUGUAUUUUAUUAGUUAAUGAUCUGUAAUGAUGGUCAUGUCUGAAAAAAAAUAUUUGUACUGUUUUGUUGUUGUUGUUCUUGAUGUUAUUGUUUGUUAAUGUGUGGGUAUAUUUGUUGGGUUACACUUUACUUGACAGUAUCGACAUAAGAGUGACAUGACACUGUAAUGAACGUGUCAUAAACAAG
Messenger RNA from Alosa sapidissima (American shad), 6054 nucleotides. Its product is annotated as trithorax group protein osa-like. Lineage: Eukaryota; Metazoa; Chordata; Actinopteri; Clupeiformes; Clupeidae. The record is from RefSeq and is a predicted model, not a curated record. Gene Ontology annotation, molecular function: transcription corepressor activity; NAD binding; oxidoreductase activity, acting on the CH-OH group of donors, NAD or NADP as acceptor.